ACAAAAUGGCAUUAAAUUAUCACGGGAUGGGUCGUUCGGUUAAAAUUCGCAGCUGGAUGUUAGUGACUUUAUCCCCAGGCAUUGCCACACCUGUGACUAGUGUUAGUUUGAUUUGUGGGGUUAGGUGUGGGCAUGGCAGCCCCCAUUGAAGCCCUAACAGAGGCAGUUUUGCAAAAAACAAAAGACUCGUCGUUUCUUAAAGAAAAAGUGUCAGGUUACGACUGGUCACAGGGCUUGAACUAUGACAAACUCCUCAAAAGUUAUCUGCACACCGGUUUUCAAGCCACUAAUUUUGGACUUGCCGUUGAAGAAAUCAACAAAAUGAUCGAAUGUCGCAAAGCCCCAAUUCCCGAAGACAGGUACGUCGAUAAUGAGGACCCCUUUAUCGGUGUCAAGAACAACUGUGCGAUUUUUUUGGGGUACACCUCAAAUAUUGUCUCGAGUGGCUUACGCGAGACAAUUAAGUUUCUAGUGCAACACAAGUUGGUUGAUUGUAUUGUUACGACAGCGGGGGGCGUAGAGGAGGACUUUAUCAAGUGUAUGGCCCCCACGUUUCUGGGGAAUUUUGCGUUAGAUGGGGUCAACUUAAGGAGUAAUGGGAUCAAUAGAAUCGGGAAUUUGUUAGUGCCUAAUGAUAAUUAUUGCCAAUUCGAGAACUGGAUUAUGCCCCUUCUGGACGAAAUGUUAGUUGAACAGAAAGAGGGGGCUUUGUGGAGCCCCAGUAAAGUCAUAACUAGGCUAGGUGAAAGGAUAAAUAACGACGAAAGUAUUUAUUACUGGGCUGCUAAAAAUAAAAUCCCUGUUUUUUGCCCGGCUUUGACUGAUGGAAGCAUAGGCGAUAUGAUGUUUAUGCACUCAUUCCGAAAUCCGGGCCUGGUUUUGGACAUUAUUUCGGACUUGAGACAGUUAAAUUUAAUGGCAAUGAAGGCAAUCAACACCGGGAUGAUUAUAAUCGGGGGUGGCGUGGUCAAGCACCACAUUUGCAAUGCCAAUUUAAUGCGAAAUGGUGCCGAUUUUUGCGUGUUUCUGAACACAGCCUCCGAGUUUGACGGCAGUGACUCGGGGGCCCGCCCCGACGAGGCCAAAUCCUGGGGCAAAAUAAAAAAAGAAGCCACUCCUGUGAAAAUCUACGCCGAAGCCAGCUUGAUUUUCCCACUUUUGGUGGCCCAAACUUUCGCAAAGGAGGUCCAAAUCAAAGACAAAUAGAAACUUUAUAAUUUUAUUAAUAAAAUAAUUUCACUGCUUAUGAAAAGUAUAAAAUUGACUUAAAUGGAAGUUCGGAGUGCCGUUAAUGUUCCAGUUCAAAUUCCAAAGCCUUUGGCCUUGAAAUUUAGUUGGCAACAGUAACUGGCAAGUUCAGCGUGUUGCCAACUUAAUUUCAAAGUUAACUGCAUGGUACAGAACGGCGUAAGAUGCUUUGGGCAAUUUACAGUACCUGUCAUGAUAUUUGCUAACCUAAAAACACUUAAUAUUUGUAAUAUAUCACGGUAUAAUUGAUAAAUGCUUAAGAUAAUAAUUAAAACUGAUGACGUGA
Tribolium castaneum (red flour beetle) is the source of this 1534-nucleotide messenger RNA. RefSeq names its product Deoxyhypusine synthase (gene Dhps). Gene Ontology annotation, cellular component: cytoplasm. The transcript has 2 exons. Gene Ontology annotation, molecular function: deoxyhypusine synthase activity. The record is from RefSeq and is a predicted model, not a curated record. The coding region runs from base 133 to 1206 and encodes 357 amino acids. Gene Ontology annotation, biological process: peptidyl-hypusine biosynthetic process. NCBI's taxonomy places the organism in Eukaryota, Metazoa, Arthropoda, Insecta, Coleoptera, Tenebrionidae.